UGUAGGCCUAUUCAAAGACAAAUUAGAAAUAAAUGAACACUAUCCAAUCCACACAAAAGAAGAUUAUAUAUCCAGAGACAAUGGAAAUAAUUACAAUAGCAUUUUCACUCUUUCCCAUGAAAAUGGUUCCCUUACAUCUCAUAAAAUGAUCCCCACAGGAGAGAAGCCAUACAAAUGCAUGGAGUGUGGAAAGACCUUCAGUUUUAAUAGUUCUCUUACUAUUCAUCAAAGGAUCCACACAGGGGAGAAGCCAUAUAAAUGCAUUGAGUGUGGGAAGGGCUUCAGCCAACACAGUAACCUAAAUUGCCAUAAAUGGAUCCAUGCAGGAGGGAAGCCAUAUAAGUGCACCGAGUGUGGAAAAGGUUUCACUAAGAGCUGUUCCCUCACAUCUCAUAGAAGGAUCCACGCAGGGGAGAAGCCAUAUAAAUGCAUGGAGUGUGGAAAGAUCUUCAGUUACAACAGUUCUCUUACUGUUCAUAAAAGGAUCCACACAGGAGAGAAGCCACAUAAAUGCCUGGAAUGUGGAAAGAGCUUCCGUGAAAACAGUUCUCUUACUGUUCAUCAAAGGAUCCACACAGGAGAGAAGCCAUAUAAAUGCAUGGACUGUGGAAAGAGCUUCCGUGAAAACAGUUCUCUUACUGUUCAUCAAAGGAUCCACACAGGGGAGAAACCGUAUAAAUGCAUGGAGUGUGGAAAGAGGUUCCGUGCAAACAGUUCUAUUACUGUUCAUCAAAGGAUCCACAUGGGGGAGAAGCCAUACAAAUGUAUGGAGUGUGGAAAGAGCUUUCAUGAAAAGGACUAUCUUACUAUACAUCAAAGGAUCCACACAGGAGAGAAGCCAUAUAAAUGCAUGGAAUGUGAGAAGGCCUUCAGGCAACACAGUAAGCUUACUUCCCAUAAAAGGAUCCACACAGGAGGGAAGCCAUAUAAGUGCACAGAGUGUGGGAAAAGUUUCACUAACAACUGUUCCCUCACAUCUCAUAGAAGGAUCCACACAGGAGAGAAGCCAUAUAAAUGCAUGGAAUGUGAGAAGGCCUUCAGGCAACACAGUAAGCUUACUUCCCAUAAAAGGAUCCACACAGGAGGGAAGCCAUAUAAGUGCACAGAGUGUGGGAAAAGUUUCACUAACAACUGUUCCCUCACAUCUCAUAGAAGGAUCCACACAGGGGAGAAGCCAUACCAAUGCUUGGAGUGUGGAAAGAGCUUCAGUUUAAAUAGUUCUCUUACUAUUCAUCAAAGGAUCCACACGGGGGAGAAGCCAUAUAAAUGCAUGGAGUGUGGGAAGGCGUUCAGCCAGCACAGUAACCUAAGUUCCCAUAAAUGGAUCCACGCAGGAGGGAAGCCAUAUAAGUGCACUGAGUGUGGAAAAAGUUUCACUCAGAGCUCUUCCCUCACAUCUCAUAGAAGGAUCCACACAGGAGAUAAGCCAUAUAAAUGCAUGGAGUGUGGAAAAAGCUUCAUUUUUAAUAGUUCUCUUAUUAUUCAUCAAAGGAUCCACACAGGAGAGAAGCCAUAUAAAUGCAUGGAGUGUGGGAAGGGCUUUCGCCAACACAGUAAGCUUACUUCCCAUAAAAGGAUCCACACAGGAGAGAAGCCAUAUAAGUGCAUAGAGUGUGGAAAAAGUUUCACUGAGAGGUAUUCCCUCACACAUCAUAGAAGGAUCCACACAGGAGAGAAGCCAUACAAAUGCAUGGAGUGUGGAAAGAGCUUCCGUGAAAACAGGUCUCUUACUGUUCAUCAAAGGAUCCACACAGGGGAGAAGCCAUAUAAAUGCAUGGAGUGUGGAAAGAGCUUCUGUAAAAGCACUUCUCUUACUGUUCAUCAAAGGAUCCACACAGGGGAGAACCCAUAUAAAUGCAUGGAGUGUGGGAAGGCCUUCAGCGAGAACAGUAAGCUCACUUCCCAUAAAAGGAUACACAAAGAAGAGAAGUCAUAUAAGUGCAUAGAGUGCGGAAAAAGUUUUACUAAGAGCCAUUCCCUCCUAUCUCAUGGAUGUGUCCAUGCAGGAGAGAAGCAGGAUAAAUGAAUGGAGUGUGGAAAGAGCUUCAGGAGGAGCAGUCACCUAAUUUCCAAUACACAGACCCAUUUGGGUGAGAAUCCAUGUAAAUUCUAGCUAUAGUUGGUUAAAUCUAUGCAUUUCCUAUUUGUUUAAACUGACUUGGAAAGGGAUGUUUUUUGAGUCUGACCUUCACAACUGGCAGCCCCAGAGAAAUGAAUUUACCAACGGAAAGAAAAGCAAUGGGUAUGUGCCUUUUUAAUUAUGAACUGGAUUUUUGAAGAUACUGUCAUUUGAAGGUGGCCAACGCUCUUGCACAUCAGUAAGAGAAAAAUCCUUUUUCUUAACUUUACCAUUAUUUUGGGCAUCUCAGAUUCUGGGCUACACAAUUUAAUGAAGAUGUUGUCUUCAUUGUGAUUUUACAAGUGAGCUUCUCACUCGUGCAUUGUUUGUUCUUCCCAGUUGAACAUACUGCUGCGAGGGAUGUGAACAGGCAGACGUUUGACAGGUGAUGCUCCCCCAAGCAGCCAAAGAGCUGCAUCUCCCUGAUGCAUCUCUUCAACACAAAGGUUUUUUAGUUUUCCUUCUGCUAUACGACAAAUGCAGAUAGAAAUUCAACUCAAUCAAUCACUUCACGAGUUUCAACUUUCCUUCUUUUGCUUGGACUUCUUACAAUUGUUUCCCACUCUCUUUCUCAUUCCUGAAUACAUUCAGAGGUCUGAAGCAGUAUUAUAAUCCAAAGGUAACAUAGGUUCCAUCAAAGAAUACGGAGAGAUAUGCAAUGUGAUAUUGAAUUGCCUCCUGAAUAAUUGUGGUAUGAAAUUAAAAGUGACAACUAAGAGGAUUCUGCUUCUAACUUCUC
Molecule: messenger RNA, 2858 nt
Organism: Python bivittatus (Burmese python)
Lineage: Eukaryota; Metazoa; Chordata; Lepidosauria; Squamata; Pythonidae
Source: RefSeq, a predicted model, not a curated record